This is a messenger RNA of Peronospora farinosa, 1371 nucleotides long. NCBI's taxonomy places the organism in Eukaryota, Oomycota, Peronosporomycetes, Peronosporales, Peronosporaceae. The record is from the annotation of a GenBank genome assembly.
AUGGGACGACGGUGUAUUGCCAUGUGCUGCGACUUUUUCUUUCCUCGAUUAGGUGGCGUUGAGAUGCACAUGUGGUCUCUUUCUCAGUGUUUACUACGUCGUGAUCACAAGGUUAUUAUACUUACCCAUGCCGUUCCAGGAUCUCGUAAAAAUAGCUCCGAACCCGUUACGCGACGCUCUGGAGUACGCUACAUGACAAACGGUCUUAAAGUCUAUUAUCUACCAGUAAUACCCAUGGUAGAUAACGUAACAUAUCCGACGUUUGUUAAUCAUUUGGCUUUAUUCCGAGCCAUUUGUGUCCGGGAGAAUGUACAGAUUAUUCAUGGUCAUCAAGCUACGUCCACCUUUAUGCAUGAGUGUCUUCUUCAGGCUAAAGCUUUAGAUUUGGAUAUUAAAACAGUGUACACAGAUCACUCACUCUUUGGCUUUGCAGACGCUGCAAGUGUCCAUUUGAAUAAAGUCAUGAAGUUCUCCAUGUCUACUGUCGAUGCUGCCAUUGGCGUAUCCCACACGUGUCGAGAGAAUUUAGUACUUCGAGCUUCGCUUUGUCCGGAUAAAGUAUCGACAAUUCCUAAUGCUGUGGAUGCAACCAAGUUUAUUCCACCAAUUGCUGCAAUACGUAAAUCAAAUGAUCCAAUUACGGUCGUGAUUAUCUCAAGACUGGUCUAUCGUAAAGGAAUUGACCUUGUGGCGAGAGCGAUUCCAUUAGUGUGUGCGCAAGACUCAAGAGUAGAGUUCCUGAUCGGAGGAGACGGAUCAAAACGGCUUCUACUGGAAGAAAUGAGAGAGAAGUAUAGACUGCACGAUCGAGUGACGCUGUAUGGGGCGGUGCCACACGCCCAGGUGCGGGAUGUGCUAUGUCAAGGGCACAUAUUUCUUAACAGCUCGUUGACUGAAAGUUUCUGCAUCGCUAUUCUGGAAGCUGCGGCUUGUGGCCUCUUUGUUGUGAGCACGCGGGUUGGUGGAGUGCCCGAAGUGCUACCACCUGAUAUGGUGCAGUUUGCUACAGAUAUUACGCCAGAGGCGCUGGCGGAGGCGGUUUUGGCUGCAGUGCCGCGGCUAGCGGAUGUCGAUAGGCUGAAGUUCCAUGACCGUGUGGCGAAGAUGUAUAACUGGGACGCUGUUGCUGUGCAAACAGAAAAAAUAUACGAGAAGGUUUGUGCACUCCCAGACACCUCCCUGGUUAACCGACUGCAGCUUUACCACGGAAUUGGUCCAGUGGCGGGAUUGUUGGCCUCUGUUAUGGCUGCGGUGCUGUAUCUGAUUGUGAGUUUCCUCGAGUGGUGGCAGCCUGCUGCUGACAUUGAACGCGCCGUGGAUUGGACCCCAGUAUUCCGACAAGACGAUGAAAAUGGUGACUUACACGAAUGA